AGGCCUCGUCUCUUUCUAGCCUUCUCUCAGGCUGGCUGGUCUGGGUGAGUACUGCCAGCUCUGCGCACGUGCAUUUGGUGUGCCUGCAUGUGUGUGUGUAUGUGUUGUCUGGUCCAGGUGCAGGGCUGGGCAGGGGCCCGGCUCCUCUAUCUUCUGGCCCAUGGGCAGUGGCAACUUAAGGGCUCUGGUUCCGGCGCUGGCUGGUCCCCAGCCUAUCUGUGUCUCCACACCGCUCCAGGACAGGCCACAUGCGCAAGUAGCCAGAGACACUUCUUCAGAAUCCUUAAUAGGGUGGCUGGUACGUGGUCUGGGGCUGUAUGGCCUGGUCUUCCCCACCCAGAGAUUGCCCCCCACACAGCUGAGUGCUCCGACUGGUAUGGACUGCAUCCACCUCUGCAGUCUCUUCUCCACGCCCCUCACCAAAGGCCUGGAGGCUGGAGUGCCCACGGGUAGGGGAGGGCCCGUCAAUUAGCAUGGACUGGGACCUUCCCUCUGACCCCCAGUCAGGUCCUCUGCAGCCUAGCCUCUUCACGUGAGGGGCAGUCAAGUCAAGGGGGAUGAGCUGCCUGUGUGGUGGGGCAUGUGAAGAAAUGGCAAAAGGCCCGCAGCUCCAGGCCUUGUCCAGCUGCAGGCCACAUGCCCAGAGCAGGGCCUGGAAACAUCCUUAAUGUGAAGGGUUGUACAGAAGGGUCUCUGCUGAGACCAGGAAACCACACUGUGCUCAGACCUCUGGGAAGGAAGGCCAGUUGUGUAUCUCUGCGGGUGUAUGCUGUCUUCUCUUCUCUUCCCCAGCUCUCUUCCCUCCCUCACUCGCUCCCGGCCGUGAGGCCCCUGAGGAGUAGUGGUGCAACAGUGGAGGGGGGCCAGGCGUCUUCUCUGCCGAGCUUUCCCGUGGUUCUUUGAGUGGCCACGGGUUGAGGUUGACUGGGCACCCGGCAUGGCCCGGUGGCCUCUCUGCACACUGCCACAGGAUGGUAGUGCAGGUCUGUGGCUCUGCUUCUUCUCUUUUUGGUGCCCUCUGUCGUCAUGAGGCUCAGGAUGGGCCGGGCCUGGCCUGUGAGUAGCAUAGGUGCCAAGGCCAGGGCAGGAGCUGGCUUGGGGCCUGUGUGGGCCAUCGUGGUGGUAGGCCUUGGAGAGUCGACUGGCCCAGAGGAUCCAGGGCUCCUUCCCUGCUCAAGGCUGGUGGCACAAGGGCUGCUGACGGAAGGCCGUUUCUGCUGGUGAUGUUAAUUAAGUCUGGCCACGGAUGCCGUCUAGGGACAGGUGGCAGCUGUCGGGCAUGUGCAGGACUGCGUGGGCGAACAGAGGCAGGCAAGGACAGGGCAUUCUGCAGCUGAAGCCAGCCAGAGUGGCCUCUGACCAUUCUGGAUGAUCGGACCCAGGCUGGGCCAGCCAUCUUCUUGCGCCGUUCUCACUGCGUCUCCACCCUAGCCGAAGCCAUCAUGGGAGGGCCCGGGAGGGGGAGACUCAGUGGAGGAGGGAGUCAGGCCUGUGACUCUCUACACGGCAGCCCCUCAGCAGCAGAGGCUGGUUGUCUUUCUGAGCAUUUGCGGCGCCCUUCUCUUAGAUAAUGUCCGAGUUUUCUUUACAUACCUGUAGCUGUUUUUACUUUUCUGUUUUUGAAGUCAGUUUGUGUCUUGACGUGUCCCUUGCAAUAUCCCUAUCGUUAUAUAUGCUGUGUGCCUUAUGAAAUGCUGGGAUCUGGAAAAUCCAAUCAACCAACCCACCGGCUCCUCACCGUCUCCACCUCUGCCUUUGACUGACACCUCAAUCUGUCAAUCGGAACCGCCUACCAUGCGAUUGGUCGGAUGGCGUUUCGGGGGGCGGUGCAUGCAGAGAAGCCAACAGAGCAGUAAGCGCAGCAGCCGGAGUGUGGAAGAUGACAAGGAGGGCCACCUGGUGUGCCGGAUCGGCGAUUGGCUCCAAGAGCGAUAUGAGAUCGUGGGGAACCUGGGUGAAGGCACCUUUGGCAAGGUGGUGGAGUGCUUGGACCAUGCCAGAGGGAAGUCUCAGGUUGCCCUGAAGAUCAUCCGCAACGUGGGCAAGUACCGGGAGGCCGCCCGGCUAGAAAUCAAUGUUCUCAAAAAAAUCAAGGAGAAGGACAAAGAGAACAAGUUCCUGUGCGUCUUGAUGUCUGACUGGUUCAACUUCCAUGGUCACAUGUGCAUCGCCUUUGAGCUCCUGGGCAAGAACACCUUUGAGUUCCUAAAGGAGAAUAACUUCCAGCCUUACCCUCUACCACAUGUCCGGCACAUGGCCUACCAGCUCUGCCACGCCCUUAGGUUUCUACAUGAGAACCAACUGACCCACACAGACUUGAAGCCAGAGAACAUCCUGUUUGUGAAUUCUGAGUUUGAAACUCUCUACAAUGAGCACAAGAGCUGUGAGGAGAAGUCGGUGAAGAACACCAGCAUCCGAGUGGCUGACUUUGGCAGUGCUACCUUUGACCACGAGCAUCACACGACCAUUGUGGCCACCCGUCACUAUCGCCCGCCUGAGGUGAUCCUGGAGCUGGGCUGGGCACAGCCCUGCGACGUCUGGAGCAUUGGCUGCAUUCUCUUUGAGUACUACCGGGGCUUCACACUCUUCCAGACGCACGAAAACCGAGAGCAUUUGGUGAUGAUGGAGAAGAUCCUAGGGCCCAUCCCAUCACACAUGAUCCACCGUACCAGGAAGCAGAAAUAUUUUUACAAAGGGGGCCUGGUUUGGGAUGAGAACAGCUCUGACGGCCGGUAUGUGAAGGAGAACUGCAAACCUCUUAAGGGUGGCUGUGAAUGUAAUUGGGGAACACCAGAAGAGCCAGAUGUCAGAGACCGUGCUACUUCCUGCCCCAUCUUCUUUCAAUUUUGGGAAGAACUAGGCAGGACUGAGGUGAGGGGUAGGGAAGACCUAGACAUGGCCAGGAAGCCUCUGUCAACUGCAUUUGGUGCUUGGACAAGUGAAUUCCACAGAGGUGAUUUCUACCCACCUGUCAGAACUUUGCACGUGGGGGCAGAGUCACCAAGCCAGCAAGACACCCAGUAGCCUGACAAGUUCAGAGCAAACAUUAUUACAGGCACAAAAAGAAAAGAGCUGCUCAUUGUCCAGGAGGGGAGAAGUAGUCCUCCAGGGAGGCGUCCCUGCCUCCUCAGCCACGCAGCAAGGCUUCCCAGAGGCAAGGGGACCUGCUGUGGCUUCCCACGACCCUGCCAUCACACUGAGACACCUUGUGUCCCUGAGCAGAGUUAUAUGCUCCAAGACUCUCCGGAGCACGUGCAGCUGUUUGACCUGAUGAGACGGAUGUUAGAAUUUGACCCUGCCCAGCGCAUCACAUU
Messenger RNA from Aethalodelphis obliquidens (Pacific white-sided dolphin), 3314 nucleotides. It is a transcript of the gene CLK3, whose product is annotated as CDC like kinase 3. NCBI's taxonomy places the organism in Eukaryota, Metazoa, Chordata, Mammalia, Artiodactyla, Delphinidae. The transcript has 10 exons. The record is from RefSeq and is a predicted model, not a curated record. The coding region runs from base 1687 to 3024 and encodes 445 amino acids. Gene Ontology annotation, cellular component: nucleus. Gene Ontology annotation, biological process: regulation of RNA splicing; peptidyl-tyrosine phosphorylation. Gene Ontology annotation, molecular function: protein serine/threonine kinase activity; protein tyrosine kinase activity; ATP binding.